This is a messenger RNA of Trematomus bernacchii (emerald rockcod), 4200 nucleotides long. RefSeq names its product vang-like protein 1. NCBI's taxonomy places the organism in Eukaryota, Metazoa, Chordata, Actinopteri, Perciformes, Nototheniidae. The record is from RefSeq and is a predicted model, not a curated record. The coding region runs from base 308 to 1927 and encodes 539 amino acids. Gene Ontology annotation, cellular component: plasma membrane. The transcript has 9 exons. Gene Ontology annotation, biological process: multicellular organism development.
CCCCUGUGAAAUUCCUGACUGCCAGGGUGAUUCCUCCGGUCACUGAGGGCUGCUUCCUACUGCAGCCAGCCUAGCGUGCGCUCUGGGGCAAACUAUUUAAUAACCUCUGGAUAAAUGAUCAACCACUGGAAUGAUAUCUCCAGCGAUAAAGGGUUGAUGUUUCCACACCGGGCGCCCCCAGGGUCGCUUUCCAGCCUGACUGCGGACCGCUCUCCCCCCCUGUCAGCCUCCUGAUCAGCCCGCUGACCGCCUGUAGCUCGACCGCACCGCGCACAAGGUUCCUCUGCCUGGACAGCACUGCGUCGCCAUGGACACAGAGUCCACCUACUCCGGCUAUUCCUACUACUCCGGACGCUCCCGGGGGUCCCACAGGCAUGGGGAGCGAAGCCGGGACAGAGAUCGCCACAAGUCCCGCAACAAAGACAGCCGCUCAGAAAAGUCUGUAACGAUAAACACGCCUCCCGCUGAGCCACUGCUGGGCGACUCGUCUGUCCGGGGGGGGGAGCAGGUCCAGGAUGACAACUGGGGCGAAACCACCACGGCGGUCACGGGCACCUCGGAGCACAGCCUGUCCCAGGAGGACAUUGUGCGGAUCACCAAGGACCUGGAGGACAGCGUGGGGCUGGACUGCCGGCGGUACUUCACCCUGACGCUGGCCGUGGUCCUGGGCCUGCUGGUGUUCCUGACGCCCGUGGCCUUCCUGGUGCUGCCCCACCUGCUGUGGCCGGAGAAGCUGCAGAGCUGCGGCACGGCCUGCGAGGGCCUCUUCAUCUCCGUGGCCUUCAAGCUGCUCAUCCUGCUGCUGGCCGUCUGGGCGCUCUUCUUCAGGUCGCCAAGGGCCGGCCUCCCGCGGGUCUUUGUGUUCCGGGCGCUGCUCGCCGUGCUGGUGCUGCUCUUUGUGAUGUCAUACUGGCUGUUUUAUGGAGUCAGGAUACUGGACACACAGGACGACAACUACCAGGGCAUCGUGCAGUACGCCGUGUCUCUGGUGGACGCUCUGCUCUUCAUCCACUACCUGGCCAUCGUGCUGCUGGAGCUGCGGCAGCUGCAGCCGUGCUUCUCCGUCUGCGUCAUGCGCUCCACCGACGGGGAGAAGAGGCACUACAACCUGGGCCAGCUGAGCAUCCAGCGGGCGGCUCUGGCCGUCUUGGAGCACUACUACUGCGACUUCCCCGUCCACAACCCGGCGCUGCUCUCCGCCUCCAAGUCCCGCGCUGCCAAGCACCUGGCCGGCCUCAAGGUCUACAACGUGGAUGGUGAGUUCCCAGCAGCCCUGGCUGAGGGUCCGGGGAACAACGCAGCAGCAGGCAUGGCUCACUCUCAGUCCAGAGCCAUGAUCGCAGCCGCAGCCCGCCGCAGAGACACCAGCCACAACGAGCUGUACUACGAGGAUGCGGAGCACGAGAGGCGCGUCCGCAAGCGCAAAGCACGACUGGUGGUGGCGGUGGAGGAGGCGUUCACACACAUCAAGCGCAUGCAGGAGGAGGAGCAGAAGAAGACCCCGGUGGACGUGAUGGACCCCCGGGAGGCGGCACAGGCCAUCUUCCCCUCCAUGGCCCGCGCCCUGCAGAAGUACCUGAGGACCACCAAGCAGCAGCACUGCCACAGCAUGGAGAGCAUCCAGCAGCACCUGGCCUUCUGCAUCACCAACAACAUGACGCCCAAGGCGUUCCUGGAGAGCUACCUGAGCGCGGGCCCCACCCUGCAGUACAGCCGGAGCCACUGGUUGGCCCGUCAGUGGACCCUGAUCAGCGACGCCUCGGUCACCAGCGGCCUAUCGGACGGCUGCAUCUUCCAGCUGAAGUGUGUGGACUUCAGCCUGGUCGUGACCACCAAGAAGAUCCCGUACAUCCAGAUGUCGGAGGAGUACAUCGACCCCAAGUCACACAAGUUUGUCCUGCGGCUACAGUCGGAAACCUCCGUGUAGCUCUCCAAACGCUCUCUUUUUUUUAUUCCUCACCCUGUCUCAGAUGUUUUCACUUUGGGUUUGCAGUUUUUAUUUUUUUUUAUUUUUUAUAUAUUAUAUAUGAAUAUAUAUUACACUCAUGUUUGAAUAUAUUGAUCUUUAUAUGUUUGAUUUGGACGAAAUCAAAAGAGGCGGGAUGGCGCUCGCGGCGGUUUGACUCGGACGCCUCGGACACGGUUACGCGUGUAUCUGUGUGUGCACGUGUGUCAUUUUGUGUCAACACAAUCACUCCUUCCUUUUGCUGGAGAGAAAACCACUAAGGACGUCGAUUUUAUGACUUGUAUUUAAAUAUUUGAAACAUGGAAACCCAAGACGAAGAUGGUGCCUGUGUUGAAGAAUGUGUACCCUCUUUUGGACGCAUCCAUCUGGCGUAAAAACUGAAAUCAGACUUUGUAUCAAGUGCACAUUUAUGUUGGUUUCUAAAUGAAAGGAUGAUCUCAGCCUGCUCAAAGAGGCUCAAAGACUGUUUUCCUCAUCACUACUCCUACACCUGAAGAGCUCCAUACACUUGGGUGCUUCUUCUCUGAUCUUCUCCAGGUGCAGUGGAGCAACAUGAGGGAUAUUUCCACUCCAGUUGGGAACAACACACACAUGUUAAACAACGGCUGAACUCCCGAUGAUGCGGAUCAUGAGAGACGCUCAUGGACGCAUGCCCAAAAACAUUUGCCCUGCCUCAUCGGUUCACUAACCUUCUCAGGACGCGAUGGAAAGGGAGGACAGAGACAGGAAUAACCAUGUCACAAAAAAAAGUACUACUGAAUACUCCCUGUGCGGGUUACUGAAGUUGAAAUACUGUAUAUUCUCAUAUAAAAGGCCACAUUUGAGUAAUCCCUGAUAUAAACACUGCAGCUCGCAUUGUUAAUCUAGUAUAAUGAGUAUUUCCACUUAACUGCAUAUAUCAGUACAACAGUCAGGUCAUGUUGUUGACAUACAAUAUUGUUUUUAUACUUUCGUACUCCUGCUCAAUGUCAAACUACCGUCAACAUUUCCUGACGUUUUUUCACACUAAAAGUCCAGCUAAAUGUGGUAAGCAAAGGUGUAACAAGUACAACUUUAAGGUGCUUAUACUUUACUGACGUUGUUUUUUAGUUUAGUGUGAAAUGUUGUGCUUUUAUUCUGAUUUGCAUUUAAAUCAUUUACAUUUCAAUUUGAUUUAUUUGACGAUUUGUCGGACAAAUCACUUUGGUUUAUUGUGACGGAAUUUCAUAUUUUUUCACAAUUUUUAACCAAAGAUAUAGUUUGGUUAAUACGUAAUGAUUAUAAUCAUAAAUCCAAUUCAAAUUAAUUGGAUUAUUAAUAAUGAUAAUAGUUUAAACAGUCACAGGAAACCUUUCUGUAAUGCAUUUGUAUAGUUAUACUAUACUUUUUAAAGGUAACAUUUUCAAAACAGGACUUUGACUUUUCGGCUAAAUAAGGGCCAAUAUUUGAGAAUGUACAGUAUUUAAAGUAUGAUUUUACCUUUCAGGGCUCACACAGUUCACUUGUAUGACUAGAAUACAUGCAGUAAGAGAUGACAAAGAGUGUGUGUGAAGGGCGGAACCUCCUUUUAACUAGUCCGUCUGGUUUUCUUUGACCUUGUCUCACCUCGUACACAGUUUCUAAAUCUUUCUUUCACCUGAUUAAGCCAGAAGAAUGCAGUUCAAUGAAGCUAAAGGCACAACAAUGACACUUUAAUUUGUCAUAACUGAUCAGGCAUAUUAACUUAAGUAUUAAAAGAGAACUUCUAGAAGAAAAGUGAGUGAUGCUGAUAAUAUCUUCUGUCUGAGAGCAGCGUUGUCCAGUGCUGCCCUCUGGCUGGGAAACCUGAUAUAAGCAGCAACACACUGCUCAUUUUAGCAAACUUUUCCACUGUACACUUCUAACUUUUAAACCACCUUGGGAGAACUUUAAAAAACACACUUUUGCUGUUUUGAAAGGUCACAUUUUGUACCGGCAGAGGAACUUUGUACGAACCCAAUGUGACUGUGCCUCCUGUUUUUACACUGUAUCUAUUUAUGUAAACAUGCAUGUGUGUCUGAAUGUAUAUGUAUGCCAUUCCAGUUCACACGACCCCCCCCCCCACCCCCACUCCUCUACAUCUCCACCAUGUGUCGCGCUGUUGCCAGGUUACAGUCCUCUGUUGUGGGACGGAUACAUGAUGAUGCUUUGGCGUUUGCAAUGUAAGACAUGGUUCAGUUUCACAGCAUUAGCAUUUGUAAAAACAAUAAACAUUUUUAUGAAACAUUUGUAACAUU